CAAUAAGUACUCAAAGAUAACGCAUUAGAAUUCCUUCCUUUAAAUGAGAAAACAACAAUGUAUAGCCAAUACUUUAAGGUUAAAGUAUUACUGUUUUGGAUGUUAGUAUUUUGCUUUGACUGCACGUGUAAUCAUGCUUAUGCACGUGAGGAGAGUGAGGAUGAUACGUAUACCGUCACGAUUCGAAUGCCACGGGCAGUUUCUACAAAGCCUGACGACCUCCUUUGCCAUGCUGUCCAAUUAAAGACACAGGAAGCAUAUAUACUACGGUUUGAGCCCCAUGCCACUAAAAGUGUAGCACAUCACAUGAUGGUUUAUGGGUGCAGCAUGCCAGGCUCAGACAAACCUUACUGGUCGUGUGGUGAAAUGGACGACCAUUCAAACAGAUCUGUUUGUGGUGACGGAGAAAGACAAAUUGUUUGGGCGUGGGCAAUGGAUGCUACGGGAAGAUCUUUUCCAAAAGAUGUUGGUUUCCGCGUCGGAGGAAGAAGCAACAUCAACUAUAUUGUCAUUCAACUCCAUUAUGCGGAGCAGUUUCAAGCUGGACAGACGGACGAUUCUGGCGUAACUCUACAUAUCACAGAUAAAGCGCAGAAAUAUCAAGCCGGCUAUUACGUAAUGUAUACGUAUGGUUUUAUUCCACCAAUGACCGAUGAGUUCCACCUGGAGUGUGCUUGCGAGUUCCAGAAUAAUUACACCAUCAUUCCCCUGGCUUACAGGACACACUCUCACAAUCUAGGUGUAGUGACGUCUGGGUAUCGAGUCCGCGAUGGGGAAUGGACAGAAAUUGGCCGAAUGUCACCACAGCUGCCACAGACAUUCUAUGAUGCUACUUCAGAUGGAGUUGUGGUCAAAAAGGGAGACAUUUUGGCUUCAAGAUGCACAAUGAGCAGCCAAAGGAACUUUUACACAAAUAUUGGACCAAAGCACCAAGAUGAGAUGUGCAACUUCUACAUCAUGUAUUACACGGAUUACAAAGGCACCCUACAAAUAGAAUACUGUAUGAGAGAUGCGCAAUCGUUUCACUGGACAGAAUAUCUUACAUCACCACCUGGAACGGCAAGUUCUACUGUUGGAAUACCCUCGUUCACACGUGAAGACCCUUUUGCAAUCCAGGAUAAUUCCAGUACAAACAACAGAGACACUCUAAUGUGAUAAAUACUGUAUUUUUUUUUUUCCAAAAAUAAAGCUCUUGACUA
Molecule: messenger RNA, 1199 nt
Organism: Mercenaria mercenaria
Lineage: Eukaryota; Metazoa; Mollusca; Bivalvia; Venerida; Veneridae
Product: peptidylglycine alpha-hydroxylating monooxygenase-like
Exons: 12
Coding region: 58-1155 (365 amino acids)
Biological process (GO): peptide metabolic process
Cellular component (GO): extracellular region; membrane
Molecular function (GO): oxidoreductase activity, acting on paired donors, with incorporation or reduction of molecular oxygen, reduced ascorbate as one donor, and incorporation of one atom of oxygen; copper ion binding
Source: RefSeq, a predicted model, not a curated record